Akanthomyces muscarius is the source of this 930-nucleotide messenger RNA. RefSeq lists its product as uncharacterized. Bases 1 to 930 code for a protein of 309 amino acids. The transcript is spliced from 2 exons. NCBI's taxonomy places the organism in Eukaryota, Fungi, Ascomycota, Sordariomycetes, Hypocreales, Cordycipitaceae. The record is from RefSeq and is a predicted model, not a curated record.
AUGGGCUGGCUGCCGUCAAUAUUCGGAGGGGGUAGCUCCAGCGACCCCAUUAGCAAGCUAGACCCCAAGCUCCGCGAGUUUCUAGACAAGGAAUCGCCAGUCAAAUACAACAAGUCGAAAGCACAGCCGGCAGCGUCAUCCUCUGCGACACCACCCACGACGCAAGAUGCUGCACCUCCCGUGACCGACAGCACAAAUAACACGGUGCCCUCCGAAAGUCUAUAUCAGGAUGGCCGCUACGCACAUCUGUGGAAGAACUACCGGCCGCUCGCGCAAAUCGAGGAGGAGACCACGACGGAGCAGGAAAAGCUCGUAAAGAUUCUCGAUGGGUACAAGGAGCGCAAGCAGGCGAUUGGCAUCGCGGCCAUGGAGAACUGCGCCGUUCAACAAGAGGAAUGGAUCAACUGCAUGAAAAAUGGGAGCUGGGCCGACCAACUACAAAUGUGCCGCCACCAAGUACACCGGUACGAGCGCUGCUAUACUAUGCAAUCGCGAUUUCUUCGUGCGCUAGGAUACGGCUCGGUGAUGGACCGCUCCCCGCAGGUCGAGGAGGACAUUCAGAUGCACGCCGACAAGCUCUUCAACCGCAUGCUGGACCACGAAAAGGCCGUCGCCAAGGCCAAGGAGGAGGGCCGGCCGGUGCCCGUGUUCGACUCGGUCGUGCCCAAGCCGUCGGCGCAGCUGCCCAGGCCCAACGAGGAGGUCGAGAAGACGUGGCGCGACAGCCUGGCCAAGCUGCCCGAGGACGAGCGCGCGGCCGAGGAGGCGGCGCUGCGCGCCGACUACCAGACAAAGGAGGACGUGGCCAAGAACAUCAAGGAGCUCAGGGACGCCACAAAGAAGGAGAGGGACGCCCGCCAGGCGGCGGGCGAGGCGACCCUGACGGACACGCUGUCUGCGCUGUGGGGUGGCGGCAAGGGAAGCAAGUAA